GAGCCUCUGAGAACAGGCAGAAAUGCUGAGGAGAGAGGGGCUAGAAAACAGGCAGCCAUGAGAGCAGGGAAGGAAGGUGGCAUCUCCUUCCUUCCACCUGCUGACACUCCCUCUACAUUUUGGGUUAGAACAGCAUUGCUGGAGGGCACAAAGUCAUGACUCAUGUGCACUUUCCAGGUGGGGGGGUUGUUGGAGGGAUGAAGCUUCCAUCUCUUUCUAUGGGGAGCAUUGCUUGGACUUCAUCAGGAAUUGUCUGUUCCACUCAUCAGGAGAGACAACUGGAAGAGCAGCAUGUGGAGGCACGGAAGCAGCUGGAGGAACGGGCAAACUUCCUGGCAGAGGUGCUGCAGGAAGAGCAGCGUCAGAAGGCUGCUGUCAUCCACAAGGUGUACCAGCUGCAGAGAGAGCUGAAGCAAAGUGAGCAGCUGAGGCAGAGGCUGAAUGAGCAGUGGCAGAACGGGCAGGUCAUGCUGCAGGCUGAGCUGCAGGAAGCUGAGAGGAAGAUGAGGGCAAUGGAGAAGAGGCACCAAGAGGAAAUGGAAAGGAUGCACAAGGUCCUGCUGCAGUGCAGGCUGGCUGAAGAAAAGCAGGUGGACGCAGGAUCUGCCAUCGAAGCUGCUGGUGCAGCAGCAUCCUGCCAAGAAGCCUCCUCUCCACAGCCUGAAAACCAGAGCAUGAGCAGCUCGGCCCGCUCAAGCCAGGAGAGAGAGAAGCAGUUCCUGAAGCUGCUGAGGUGUGUGGUGAGUGUGGAAGAUCCAGAAAAGAAGUACACUGGAUGGGAACAUCUUGGCAGUGGGGGCUUUGGAGCUGUUUAUAAGGCCUUCAACACUGCCACAGGACAAGCGGUGGCUGUAAAGGAACUUUAUCUCCAGCACCAGGGCUGUGAGGGAAUAUUAAAAGAAAUCCUGCUCAUGAGAGAAAAUAAGAACGCCAAUAUUGUCAGCUACUUAGAAAGCUACCUUGUGGAUGAGGCUGUCCUGCUGGUGUUGGAAUAUAUGGAUGGAGGCUCCUUAGCUGAUGUGGUCACCGUGAGAAGGAUGGCUGUAGGACACAUAGCAACAGUGUGUCGGGAGUGCCUGCAAGGCCUGGCUUUCCUUCAUGCCAAGCAGGUGAUCCACAGAGACAUCAAAAGCGACAACAUCCUUCUGGGCCGGGACGGCUCCGUCAAGCUGGCUGAUUUUGGCCUCUAUGCUGUGCUCAGCCCUGAGCACAGGAAACGGAGGUCAAUGGUCAGGACCACUUACUGGAUGGCACCCGAGGUGGUGAGAAGAGAGCCUUACGGCCCCAAAGUGGACACCUGGUCCCUUGGGAUUGUGGGAAUAGAAAUGGCCACAGGAGAGGCUCCUUAUAUGCAGGAGACCAGUGACAAGGCCAGCUACCUGAUAGGCAAGCAAGGGGUUCCAAAUCUGCAGCAGCUCAGGCUACCCCCUGGCUUGUGUGAAUUUCUGGGCUGCUGCCUGCAGAUGGAUGUGGACAGGCGAGGCUCUGCCAAGGAACUUCUGCAGCAUCCAUUUCUGCAAUCAGCGGAGCCUCUCUUAAGCCUCUUCUGACAGCCUGAUUGCUGCCAUCCCUGCAGCAAGGGAAUGCAAGAAGCAAAGGAGAUGACAAGGUGUGAGAGUCUGUCCAAAACGUCCCUCAUUUUUUGCCUCUCGAUCGUCAUGAAAGCCAAGACCACCGGGGAAAGGGAAAGAUCCUGUUCUGAAAAUCCAGGUCUGUCUGGUCCACCAAGCCAGAUUAUUGCCUACGGGUGUGUUUGCUCAACUCAUGGAACACUGCACCCAAGAAUGGGCAGUGUGCUCUCCUUCGCCUGCAUCACCUAGCAACGCUAGUGCUGGAAUUUCUCCACCCUUCUGACUUGGCUGGACUUUCUCUCUGGAAUGACCUUUCUGGAGGUCACCACAAAAGGACCCUCCAUUCACCGUACAUCAACCACCGUGACAGAUGGACUGAGAUGGGAGAAGGUUCUCCCCUCAAGGACUGAGACGCGCGACCCCUACAUGGAAAAGCUCCCCUCUUUUGCCAAAAGGACUAAGACUGAAAUCCCCACCGUAGGGUGAGGGAAGGUAUGCGUGGGGACCGGAGCAAGUUUUGCAAGCGACCACUGGACCGAGAAGACAAUGGUUCCUGCCUACGACAUCUGCUGCUGACGACGCCUGUUCCUGAUGGACUACUGAUGGACUCCUUGUACCCUUUAUCAAUAGACUAUUUUGAAAUGGGUCCCCUUCCCCCAUUUCAAAAGGACUAUAAAAAAGGUUAGACCUGACUGAUACCUUUGAGAUCUCCCCUGACGUGAAGACGACAGGCCUCUUCGUCGACCGGACUUCGAGGGACUUUGUCAUCCGCACAUCUGGUAGCUAUAUACCUCCUUGCCCUCCCUCUCUUCUUUUUCUUUUCCUUACUCUUUUCCCUUUCUUCAUUCCCCUUCUCUCUAAUGCAUCUUCUCUAUGGCUAUUUAAUAAAAGUACAUGUAUUUUGAUUUUACUGCAAAUCCCCUUGUCGUGUCAGUUUUUGCACCCUGAGAUCAGUGAAAAAGAACCUACACGAAUCACGUCCUUAGGACAGAUCGUAUCAUAAAUUGGAUCUUGGGUCACGGAUCUUGGGUUCUGGGGAACGGAGGAGUCUGCAGGUUACGUGUAGUUUGUAACA
Molecule: messenger RNA, 2646 nt
Organism: Passer domesticus (house sparrow)
Lineage: Eukaryota; Metazoa; Chordata; Aves; Passeriformes; Passeridae
Product: serine/threonine-protein kinase PAK 3-like
Exons: 12
Coding region: 156-1550 (464 amino acids)
Biological process (GO): intracellular signal transduction; protein phosphorylation; regulation of MAPK cascade
Cellular component (GO): cytoplasm
Molecular function (GO): ATP binding; protein serine/threonine kinase activity
Source: RefSeq, a predicted model, not a curated record